This is a messenger RNA of Arctia plantaginis, 456 nucleotides long. The record is from the annotation of a GenBank genome assembly. Lineage: Eukaryota; Metazoa; Arthropoda; Insecta; Lepidoptera; Erebidae.
AUGACGUCGGAACGAACAAUCCCCCAUUUGCGGGACAUCUUUGGUCUCAACCAGCAGUACGACGCCAAAAGUUUCGAAGACAACGAUGAUAAGACCAAGAAAUCCAAAAAGAAAAAGGACGAGUAUCGUACCUAUGGCAACGGGGACGUGAAAACUUUAGAGAGGCACCUCAGUAUGAAGAAGACUAUAAGGAAAAAGAUUAUGCGUGAUCUUCAGCAGGCGUUCGUUGAAGACCCUAACGAGUUUAAGGUCGAGAAUACGAGCCCUGAGAAACUGAAGUCAGAGUUAAGCGCAGAAGCAGUGAAAAUUGAGAAAAAUGUCCGCAAAAACGAUCCGACAUUCCUGGAUAUGCUGCGGGGUGAGACGCGGGGUGAGGAGGCCAGAGAAGAGCAGCCGCCCGCUGAGAAGUCCAGCUUCUGGCGACGUCUCACUAUGAAGAACAAAAAUAAAAGAUAG